This is a messenger RNA of Mercenaria mercenaria, 1299 nucleotides long. RefSeq lists its product as uncharacterized. Gene Ontology annotation, molecular function: ribonucleoside-diphosphate reductase activity, thioredoxin disulfide as acceptor. Gene Ontology annotation, biological process: deoxyribonucleotide biosynthetic process. The transcript has a single exon. The coding region runs from base 1 to 1299 and encodes 432 amino acids. Lineage: Eukaryota; Metazoa; Mollusca; Bivalvia; Venerida; Veneridae. Gene Ontology annotation, cellular component: cytosol. The record is from RefSeq and is a predicted model, not a curated record.
AUGAUGCAACACGGUUCUUGCGAGUGUAGCAAAACAGAACUUCAUGUUUCUGCUGUACCUCCAACCAUGUCAGCCAUGCAAGAUGGACAAUGGACGAAACAUUACCCGAUUUCGGCUCUGAAUAAUUCAGCGCCCAUCGAAUUUAUUAUUCCUCCACAAACGGAAAAAUGGACAGAUUUGAAUCAGUCCUAUUUGUACAUCAAAUUCAAAGUGACUAAGGCUGAUGGAACAGACCUGGAGGCUGGCACUGAAACUUCUGUGGUCAAUAACUUUUUCCACAGUACGUUCAGUAGCAUUGAUCUGUAUUUGAACAAUAAACUAAUUUCGAGCAACACACACACCUAUCCGUACAGAGCCUACAUUGAAAAUCUCCUGUCCUACAACAAAGAAUGUAAAAACACACAACUGCGGGCGUUUGAACUCUGGGAUAAAGAUACAUCCGGUCAUAUGCAGGCUAACACACGAGCUGGAGCUAAUAGUGGAUGGAAAGUUCGCAGAACUCGUAUUGCCGAAAGCAAAUCAUGUGAACUCAUUGGAAGAUUACAUCUGGAUUUAUUCCUACAAGAGAAAUACCUCCCCAAUGGAAUUAAAAUACGCCUCAAGUUGAACAGAGCCUCACCCAACUUCUGUCUCAUGGGCACAGCCGAAGGAAAAGUUGAUAUCCAGCAAGCGGGAUUCAACGUGAGAACGGUUGAAUUACUUCCUGUGGUGGCCAACGAUUUGAAUCAGGCCAUUAGCCAGCAUAACAUGAAGAUCCCAAUACGACGCGUUGUAGUGAAAACAUUCACGAUCCCCGAUGGACAGAGAUCUAAAAUUGAUGAUCACUUGUUUCUUGGACAACUUCCAAAACGACUCAUCAUUGGUAUGGUGAGAAAUGCAGAUAUGAAUGGAGACCCCGCCACCAACCCGUUUGAUUUCAGACAUUUCCAUUUGUCUAAACUAGAAGUCAGUAUCGACGGGAAAACCAUUCGCAACAAAGCCUUCCAACCAAAUUUUGAAAAUGGAGAAUGUAUGCGAUCCUACAUGUCACUCUACCAGGCAACAGGAGCUCUCGGACUCAACAGGUCGAUUGGAUUGACUAUGACAGAAUAUAAAAGUGGCUACACUCUCUGGGGAUUUUAUCUCACCGCAGAUCAAGGUUGCGAGGAAGGUCAACUUCACCCUAUAAAAACGGGGAAUUUGAGGAUAGAUCUUCAGUUUGCACAACAACUUCCUAGCGUCGUGAACGUGACAGUGUACGCAGAAUUUGACAAUCAAAUUGAAAUCAACGGAUUGAGAAAAGUCGUCACAGAUUAUUAA